CAAAGCAUGACAGUGACAAAACAGCCCAAGUGCCAAGACAAGCGCUCCAUCCUGAGCUAGGCAUAUUCUCAGCUCCUCACAGCCAUCUGUCAGUAACUGCACCUGACAAGGCAAGCAAACACAAGUACCUGAGGCAACAAUCACCUUGCUCCCAUAGCUGUACAUAUCCUACAGCUCUAAUGAAAUGAGGUACAAGCUGUGGUGGGAGCUUCAGUGACAGCUGCAGUUUAUGAGUGGCAUUUUUCAUCUCAACAACCAUUUCAGCCAUUGAAGGUCCUCUCAGGGCUUGCUGUGUAACACUUUUUUUCCCAGGUGUACUUCUUUUCCUCACAGUUCCAGAGUUCAGGAUUUCAGGCAACAAACCCUCCCAUUUCAACAUCAACCUGCAGUGAUCAAUAAGGGAGAUCACCCUCUGCAUCAGCUUCGCAAAUUCCAAACCAUCACGCCUUUGUAAGGCACAGACCAGUCCAGUUCUGCCAAAGAAGAACAGAAAUUCUUAUGGGCACUCAAGCACCUUCUUCAGAUAAGGUAAGCUCCAGAAAGAGCCAGUAGAUCUCUGUGUAAGUAUCUUAUCCAGAAAAUACUACACAGGUUCUCAGCCUACAGGUUCUCAGUGAGUAUUAGUGCAUGUGUGCUGCAACACGGGAGACAAAAACUACAAGUCUGGUUUUAUUUCCCAAUGCAAAAUACAUUCUGUUCCAGACACAGGAUCAAAUACUUACUUGGGUUUUGGAGCAAAACCCAAAACAGCUUGGAAAAAAAGCAUAAAAGGGUUAUUUUAGCACAAGCUACAUUGUGAGGGAAAGCAGUUGGCACAUUUUUGAGUACACAAACUGUAACUGUAUGAAUUUGAAUUAUAAUGAAACUGGGGAAAAAAGGACUAAACACACACACAUAUUGUUUUAAGUACACUACUUUCAAAGUAACUAUUUAACUAGUCUUAACAACAUCUGAAUCUGUGAAGCUUUUACUGAUUCAAAAGCAAAACUACCUAGAAUCAUGAUAUUAUUAUUCUAUCAUUAUUUCAAAUCACUAAUUAAAACCUCACAGGAACAAGCUAGUGGGGUUCCAGAAAACCAGCUACCAAAAAAAAAAAAAAACAAAAAACAAAAAACAGCUUUCUACUGUAUUUUCUAGUGGCAGCUCUUCAUCAGAACAGCUCAGACACAAUGUCAAACCUCUUCAUGCUGUGAACCUUUACACCUGAAAAAGCAGCAAGGAUCUCUUGAAGUGCAGUUUUUAGAGGAUACAAACCAUAAGAGGUUAAACUUGAAAAUGCUAUCCUCAAAACUGCACAAACAUCUUCAGCUGCCUAAGGCAGCCACCUUCGCCCCUCAAAAUAAGUAUUUUAACCAUAAAUAUAGAAUAUUGAAAACCACAGGCAGUCAAAAGCUAAGCCCCAGAGAUACUGAUUACACAGUAACUCUGAGAAAAUAUAAAGAAAAAUAAUACAAAUGCAGACCACUAGCUAGAAAUCCCUCACAACCCUUUGCACUAGUUAAAGGGUCGGAAGAAAAUUCACACGGUAGUAACUAAAAGAGAGCCAUUACAGAAAAUCACAGUAGGCAUCUAUAACAGUUAAAUAAGAAAAUGCAUGCUAGACAGUAAUAAAGCCUUUCUUCCUCAAGAACUGCAAUAUUUUACCUUUAUUAAAUAAAUUAGAAGAGUCUGUACUUAAAGAUACUUACAUACAAUACUUAGAAAAUUCUUUAAGCAGGUACAAGACAAUAAAUCAUAAACAAAAACAGCAAGAAAAUUAUAUUUAAAGUAGAUAAAUAACAUUUAACUAUUCUAGACCCAAAAUGUUGCUUUUAUAAAUUCUUUAUAAAAGAACUAGCUCUCUUUUAGCAACACUACAUACUGACUUCACUGUGACACAGCUACACCACCAAACACCUAAGGAUAUACAAAUCCCACAACUCCACCACAUUACUGACCACUCCCUAGCCAGGACCCUUAUAUAAACCCACCCUUAGCACAGUUCUGGAGGCUGUUCCUGUACAUUUGGCAAUGGCAAACAGCUGCUGCUUCCAUACAGUACAGGGUGUGAAACACGAAGUUGCUUCUGUCUGGACACCUGACCUUUGCUGACAGUCUGCUGCUAUGGCAGACCCCCCUGGUUGCUGCUCUACCUGUGCUACCUGCCUGCUCUGCCCCUACAGCUGCCAGUGGGUCACUGCCAAGAAGGAGAAGAGGAAGGGCCUGAGAACCACCAAGUAUGACUGCAGCUGGUUCCUUUUCCUCUUCUGCGUCUUCCUCUUCACACUGGUGUGGCUCUACUUCGCUAUCAUCAUCCUCAAUGAUUUCCACAACUUCAGCGAAUUCAUCUUCAGGCAGAGGAAGCUGUGGCUAGAUUGGCCCCUGGUCCUGCUCAUAGCUACAGCUCUGCUGAUCAGCUACUCGUCUGUGCUGCUGGUCCUUGCUUUGUGCUUGCAGCUCUGUGGCCAGCCCUUGAAGCUACACUGGGUGCACAAGAUCCUGCUGAUCCUAACUGCCCUGGUGGUGGCUGCAGCCUUCACAGGGCUGGGAAUAAAGUGGGCGGAGGAGUGGAAAAGUGCACGUGUCUCCCUGCAGGCAACAGGUCCCUUCCUGCACAUUGGAGCUGUGGGUGGAAUGACGCUCCUUGCCUGGCCCUUGGCCAGCUUCAUCUACCGCACCCGCAAUACAGGUCUCAGGGUGUUUGUGCUGCUUGUAUACGGUGCAGCGAUGAUUGCACUAUACCUGGCUCCCUUGGGAAUUGCCUCCCCUUGCAUCAUGGAGGAGAACCAGCUGCCCCCCAAGCCAGCCCUAGUUGGCCAUCGAGGAGCACCCAUGCUGGCUCCUGAGAACACCCUCAUGUCACUGCACAAGGCAGUGGACUGUGAUGUGCAAGUCUUUGAGACAGACGUCAUGGUGAGUGCUGAUGGGGUCCCAUUCCUCAUGCAUGACGAGGAACUCACCAGGACCACCAAUGUGCAGGCUGUGUUUCCUGAGAGGGCUGCCCUGAACAGCACUGCCUUCAACUGGACAGACCUCCAGCGGCUAGAUGCUGGCAGCUGGUUUCUGGAGCGGAGGCCAUUUCCCACUGUGCAGAGUCUUUCUCCUGGAGAUCGCAAGGAGGCAGCUGAACAGAGGAUCCCCUCCCUGGAACAGGCUCUAGAGGCAGCCAAGCAGAGCAACAUCUCCAUCAUGUUUGACCUUCGGCCUGAGAACCACAGUGACUACCAGAACUUUGUCAAUGUCACCCUAGGAGUGAUUUUACAGUCAGGCAUCCCGCUGCAGCAGGUCCUCUGGCUUCCAGAUGGGUUCAGGGAAGAUGUCAAACAGCAGGCCCCAGGUGUCCAGCAUGUCUACGGUCGGAAGAGGUCUGAGAAUGAGAAGGAGGCAGUACUGCGCAUCAAUCUUCCCUACCAGGACAUGAGCUCUGAGGAGAUCAGGCAGUACCGCCAGGAGAACAUCUCUGUCAACUUAUAUGUGGUGAACCAGCCCUGGCUCUUCUCCGUGCUUUGGUGUUCAGGGGUGAGCUCUGUCACCACCAACGCCUGCCAGGUGCUGAAGGAGAUGAAACACCCCAUCUGGCUUCUGCCCAGCAGCACGUACUUCAUGAUCUGGAUCGUUGUAGACUGCGUUUCCUUCCUUAUCAUCAUCUGGGCUUUUUUCUUGAUGAAGAAAUGUUCCCACAGAAGACGGCCAGCGGAGUCUGAGACAGAUGUGCUGCUCACAAAGAUCAACAGCUUGAUGCAAGAGUAACGCCUGUGUCAGCUGUGGGGAAAGGCAGCCAGAGCCCUGCACAGCUCAAGCGGGGAGCACUCCUCAGGCCACUGCAAGGCUCCUUUCCUUCGAGCCUCACUUCUACCGUGGUGUUCGUGGUUCCUUUCAUGGUGCACAGCUGCCCUCAUCUGAAAAGACUUGGAACUGAGUUUUCAUUGCCAAGCUAGCAGCAAGGAACUAAAGCUUUGCAGGGGUGGCCUAGGGGAAGAAUAUUUAUCCAGCAGUACUGGAGCUGAGACCUCUCCCAUGAGGUUUGGACAGGAGCGGGGAUUUGGGUCACUCUUUGGUGGAGGGGAAGGGCUGUCUCUGCCUGUUGUCAGCAGCUCUGCAGCCAGGGAUGAGACACCUGGCUUAAGGGCUGUUCCCCUAGGGGCUGCCCUAUCCCAUGGCUUGAGGAAUAGAAAGGGAAUAGGGUGGAUGUGGAUGUGUAGUGGCUUUUCAAAAGACAAAGGGAAUGCCGAGCUCUUCACCCUCUCAUCCUGGACAUAAAAUCCUUUCCCUACUGCUGCUGCCUUCAUCUUCACAGGACAGGGUCCUGGCACUCCAUGCAGCAGUUAAUGCCUGUUGCUCGGGAAACAAAAGGAUCGGGGCUGGGGGUGGUGGGUGUCAGGAGCUGGCAGGACCGUGCUCACGCUCCUGCUGCUGCUCACGUUGCAGCAGGGCCUUGAGCAGGGAGAUGGGUAUCGUAUCGGUUUGACUUGCUGCUGUCUAUUUAUGUCAAUAAAGCAGAGGAGCGGCAGACCGAUCCUGAA
This is a messenger RNA of Lonchura striata (white-rumped munia), 4502 nucleotides long. NCBI's taxonomy places the organism in Eukaryota, Metazoa, Chordata, Aves, Passeriformes, Estrildidae. The record is from RefSeq and is a predicted model, not a curated record.